CUCCUCCUCCUCCUCCUCCUCCUCCUCCUUGGGUGUCUUCCCAGUCCAGUGUGGUCCAGGUGGUCCUGGCUGGGUGGAGAGAUGCUGCAGUGGACUUGCUGGUAUUAAGAAAAGAGAAGAAGAAGACUUGAGAUGGAGAAGAGAACAUCCACAUAGCUUCUUCCUCCUCCUCUUCCUCUUCUGAUCACUUUUUGGAAGAUUCUUCUUCUUUUUCCUUCUUCGUCCUGCAGGAUGACUUCCUUCCCAGCCCUGCUGGUCAUCUACGCCCUCGUGGCGCUAGCGACGGCGGCAUCAAAGAGCGAGCGGGCGGUGCAGCUGCCCUGCGACUCGGGCCAGUACACCAAGGAUGGCGAGUGCUGCAUGGAGUGCCCGCCCGGGGAGGGCGUGGUCCGGCCGUGCGGCGCCAAGCAGACCGUCUGCGCGCAGUGCCUUGAUAGCGAGACCUUCUCGGAGAACUACAGCCACACGGAGCAGUGCCAGCCCUGCAUUCAGUGCACGGGCCUCAUGCGCAUGGAGACGCCGUGCACCGACUCCAACGACGCCAUCUGCGUGUGCCGCUACAACUUCUACCUGGACGGCGUGUCGGGCCGCUGCGAGCCGUGCACCGUCUGCCUCGCCGGCCAUGGCGUGUUCGAGCACUGCGAACUUGAACACGACACCGUGUGCGAGGAGUGCGUGGACUACACCUUCUCGGACCGCGAGAGCUCCCUAGACCCCUGCCUGCCCUGCACCAUCUGUGACGACGAGACCGAGGUCCAGCUGGCCCACUGCACGCCCGUCAGCGACUCCGUCUGCCACAACCCUCUCCUGCCCACCUACUUCCCGUCAACCUCCUUCGAGACUGAUCCGACGUCGUCCACCUUCAGCGACUACUUCCUCCCCGACGGCUCCGAAGGCCCGCCGCCUGGAGACGAGACUACCACGGCCAGCGCCGGCUCGCCGCGCUACCUGGGCCGCGGCCUCAACGAGAACCUCAUCCCUAUCUCCUGCUCCAUCCUGGCGGCCGUGGUGCUUGUGGGCCUGGUGGCGUACGUUGUUUUUAAGAGGUGGAACAGCUGCAAGCAGAACAAACAGGCGGCUAACAACCGCGCGGCGGCGGCGGCGGCAACAAACAAUCAGACGGUGACGCCCGAGGGCGAGAAGCUGCACAGUGACAGCGGCAUCUCGGUGGACAGUCAAAGUCUUCAGGAACAACAUCAACAACAACAACAGCAACAACAUCAGGCUCAGGCGGACAUCCAGGCUGUGCCGCCUCGCUCGCGCACACAUGAACAGAUAGUGGUGAGGGUGGACGGCGGCCCCCAGCCUGUCACGCCUCCUCCUGAAGCGUGAGGAAGAAGACGAGGAAGAAGAAGACGGUGGCGAGGACCUGAGUGUCCUGUGGGGUGGGAGUGGGAGUGGGAGUGGGGGUGGGGGUGGGGGGGAGUGUAUUGUCCCCAAGGACUUCAAGUCGACGGACCUCCUUUGCAGGUGCGGUCCUGACUCUUCAUCCUGCAUGCAGAGUCUGUAGAACACGUGCCUGGACUCAACUGUAGAUGAUACAAGUGCAUCUUAGGGAAUAUUCCACAAAGCUCUUUUUUCCUACUAACUGCCAACCUUUGAACGCCACAUUUCCGUUUUUUGCCCUUAAACUAGCCUUGAAACACACAGGUGCCUGUCAGCAGCUCCGUCAUGACCCUCUUCUGGGAUCCGUUUUCACUUUUUUCACCCCCCCGAGUCGCCUUUCAUUUUGCGGUGGGAGUCAAGCUGACUCAGCGGGUUCCUGCGUGUGCAACGCGAGACCAAAGCGCUGACUCACCGCCAUGACUCGACAGCCGAGGGCGAGCGAAGCCUCCAGAAGGUCAGCGGUGACGCCGCCGCUGACCCUGAACGCGGCGCCGGGCUUAAAAUUAAGUACGGCGAGCCCUCAGAAGGCUACUUCAUUUACAGACUGAAAUGUUCUCAUCAACAGCACGGGGAAUGUUCAAACCAGGGGUGCUCAAACUGUUUCCACUGAGGGCCACACACUGACAAAGAAAAUAAUGCGGGGGCCAUUUUGUUUGUUUUCAUCUCCAAAACCAGCAAUAUACAUAACUAGAAAAUGCAAUUUCGGCAAAAAUUCAGAGUAAACGCUGAAGGACCAAAGCUGAAAUUAAAUUCUAACAGUUACACUGCAGAAAGUCAGUGUUCAAAAACAAGAAAAAAAAAAAUACAAAAAUUAGGGGUAUUUUAUUUGAACUAAGCAAAAUUAUCUGCCAAUAGAACAAGAAAAUUUGCCUUGUCAAGACUUUCCAAAACAAGUCAAACAAAUUAAAGCUGCAAGCAGUGAUGGACGGGACCGACUUUGAGGGCUCAUAAAAUCCAAACCUGAGCAGUAAUUAAAACUCUUUCAUCAACUUUUAAUCAGAAAGGUUCAAUCUCUCUCCUGUGCUAAUUUGAAGCCGACACGACAAACGCGCUCAGAGGAGAUAAUGUUUGAAAAAAGGUGACUGUUUUUACUCAACUUUUGUUUUGAAGGGGGAAUUGCAAACUUCCUGUUGAUUUUUGCUGGGGGUUGUCAGUGUAUGAAAUCUAGGUCUAAGUGAGACCUACAUAGAGGUUUUUGUUUCAUGUCUCUAAGACAUUCCUACUGGGACUGAAAGGCAGUUUUGUCUGUCUUUUCUUCCUAGGGGGCGCUAGAGCGCAAUUUUGAGUUUUGGGGUUUGGUUUUUUGAUUAGAUCGCAAUUUUCUGACGUGUGUGUCCAAUUUGGUGAGUUUUGAAGCAUGUUAAGGGGGUCAAAUUACAGCUGAAAGAGGCGGCGGUAUAAUAAUAAAACGCGAGAAAUUCAAUAGGGUCCUC
This is a messenger RNA of Nerophis lumbriciformis (worm pipefish), 2819 nucleotides long. It is a transcript of the gene ngfra, whose product is annotated as nerve growth factor receptor a (TNFR superfamily, member 16). Gene Ontology annotation, cellular component: cell surface; plasma membrane. Gene Ontology annotation, molecular function: death receptor activity; nerve growth factor binding; coreceptor activity. The record is from RefSeq and is a predicted model, not a curated record. Gene Ontology annotation, biological process: Rho protein signal transduction. NCBI's taxonomy places the organism in Eukaryota, Metazoa, Chordata, Actinopteri, Syngnathiformes, Syngnathidae.